Lytechinus variegatus (green sea urchin) is the source of this 1422-nucleotide messenger RNA. RefSeq lists its product as uncharacterized. Lineage: Eukaryota; Metazoa; Echinodermata; Echinoidea; Temnopleuroida; Toxopneustidae. The record is from RefSeq and is a predicted model, not a curated record. The coding region runs from base 114 to 515 and encodes 133 amino acids. The transcript is spliced from 2 exons.
GUUUAUUUUUUUUAUUUUUUCAUCUAUUGUAGGAUGACUGCAACACGAGCUCAACUGUGACUGAUCUGACCGUUACUAAUAGGGUACUAGAAGGAUGGCAGGAUUGUGGUUCGAUGUUUGACAAUGUGAAGAGGAUCACGAUACAGGUACGGCGCACGACCAGAUGUGACGUCAUCCACAGGAUCCAUCUACCAUCAGCGAUUGAGUUCACCAUUCAAACACAUGAGCAUGAGUAUUACCCGGCUUCUCUCCACGAUGAUCCCACUUCACUACUCAAUGCACUUCGCAAAGUCUCAUCUCAGCUUGUCAAGGUCACAUUCAGAGAUCUGAACAUCGGCAACAAUAAGACCGAACGAAUGAUUCAAGCUUUCAGAUCAUCGGACGACCUCAAACAUGUGAGGACCCUAAGAUUCAUACGAUGUGGGACUGAUGAGAGAUUGGAUCAUUCUAGUAUUGAUUCCGAUGAUGAACAUAGAAUAAAGGUGGAGAUAGUACGUGGCAAACCAGUUGGGUAAGUCAUGUGACCUCGUUUUGUGAAACGUGUCGCUUUUCAACAUAUGUAAUUCAGAUUUCCAUUACAAAGGAAUUAUUUGCGUUUUUUUCUUGUUUGUUUCUCAUGUGCGAAUUUUCUGUCUCCAUUUAGCAGUGAUUAAUAUAAGGCGACCAUCAAUGUUACUUUUCGGAAGUACAACCAUAUAUUAUGAAAAAUAAAUCUAAUCCUUGCACUGUGCUAUUCCAUCCAAUCUCCUAUAUAUAUUCAAUAUUCUGAUAGAAAGUAUGCCGUCGAAUAUUUUUUAAUGAAGCAAUAUAUUUAUUGUUGGUCGAGAAUUCUUAGAGAAAUCACAUUGUAAAUCUGCAUUCAGAAGGGGGGGGGGGGGUAGUUAAACAUAACACGAGCUGACUAAAGUUUAGAGUGUUUAAAAAAGUUGAAAUUAAGAUGAUCUCCCAUACUUUUCUUUUAGACAGGAAUGAAAAUAUGAACUAAACAUCAACGGUCAAACAAAUACCUGAAAUCAAAUUCUUUUAUAUAAAGAAACCAAAUUAUUUUACCCCUAGCUCGGCUACUGCUAUUUUCUUACAUUAUCAUGGUUAUUUAGACAUAGUUGAAAUUUUCAUGAACCUAAAUGACUAUUAAACAAAGAACUUGAUCACUUGACCAUAAUGAUAAGGAGACCAUCUGAUGAUGCAAAGAAUACAUCGUUAGCUUACAAUGCGGUACCUGGAAAUCGAACAUAAUUUUUCUUUUAAGUCAGUGAUGAAAUAUAUUUAUCUGAUCACGUUGUGAACCUAUUAAUGAAUACAUUCCCAGCAUGGUACACGCUGGUUUACUGAACUCACUAUACACACGCUAAGUGGAAGCGUCGUGGUGUAGCGGUUCUGACCCUCGCCUUGUAAUCAGAGGGUCGUGUGUUCGAAUCCCAC